Molecule: messenger RNA, 817 nt
Organism: Priapulus caudatus
Lineage: Eukaryota; Metazoa; Priapulida; Priapulimorpha; Priapulimorphida; Priapulidae
Product: ubiquitin-fold modifier 1
Exons: 5
Coding region: 100-375 (91 amino acids)
Biological process (GO): protein K69-linked ufmylation
Cellular component (GO): nucleus; cytoplasm
Source: RefSeq, a predicted model, not a curated record
CUCACCAUUCUUCACUAGUUUUCUGCACAAGCGCAGUAAGCCGGAAGCUAAGGACCUAGAACCCGUCUAUAGUCAUUGCCGGAUGAUGGAAGUUGCAACAUGUCUAAAGUUACAUUCAAGAUAACGUUGACUUCUGAUCCGAAGUUGCCGUUUAAAGUGCUGAGUGUUCCAGAGCAAACACCAUUCACGGCUGUGCUAAAGUUUGCAGCAGAAGAGUUCAAGGUUCCGCCAGCAACUAGCGCCAUAAUAACAAAUGAUGGGAUUGGAAUAAACCCUUCACAGAGUGCUGGAAAUGUCUUUCUCAAACAUGGAUCUGAAUUACGGCUUAUACCAAGAGAUCGAGUAGGGAAUGGAAUCAAUAGUUUAAUGGACUAAGAUUGUUAUUUAUAAUUGAUAUAUAAAAGAUAUAUAUGCAUUUUUACUUAUUUCACUACAGUGCUGGUUGUGGUGUUAUGAUUUCAGUUUAGUAAUGGAGUAAAUACAAGUUAAUGUAUGGAAAGGCAUAUAACUAACAAUGUGAACUGGUUUUCUUAGCCAUUAUUGGUCUUUAAAAAUGUUCUAUGACUAUAUUUGUGAAGAUUUAGAUUUGACAUGGUGUCAUUUGGUUGGUACAAAAGCAAAAUGAAGGAAUUGCUUAGUGUCAAGUGUGACACACCAAACUUAUCGUGCACUCAUAUGCGGUCGCUAUUAACAAAUAUUUACAAUCAUUGGAACUCGGUUUACUUAUAUGAAUUGUUAGUAGUAUAAAGGUGAAUAUGACAAAGUGGUGAGAUGUAAACAUUUAUAAAAUAAGAGUUAUUUAUAUUUCACCCAACCA